AUGCAACUGAUGCCUGAGGAAGGUGCUGCAGGAAUCCCAGUGAGCGACGGCCUGAUGCUGAGCAACCCCGGGAGCUCCUACGAGGCGGUGAGGCGCCUGGCCGCCGGCAACGCGGUGGUGCUCUUCAGCAUGAGCGGCUGCUGCAUGUGCACCGUGGCCAAGAGUCUCCUCUUCAGCCUCGGCGUCGGCCCCACGGUGGUCGAGCUCGACGAGCUCGGCGGUGCCAGCCGCGACAUCCACGCCGCCCUCCGCCAGCUCGCCCGCGACCAGCAGAAGCUCCCGGCGGUCUUCGUGGGCGGCAAGCUCCUCGGCGGCCUCGAGACCCUGAUGGCCUGCCACAUCAACGGAACCCUCGUCCCGCUUCUCAAGGACGCCGGUGCUCUUUGGCUGUGACGUCUCUCCCGCCCCUCGCCGGAACAUGUUUCGACGCCAUUGCCGCUGCUGCA
Messenger RNA from Rhodamnia argentea, 446 nucleotides. RefSeq names its product glutaredoxin-C9-like. The transcript has a single exon. The coding region runs from base 1 to 393 and encodes 130 amino acids. NCBI's taxonomy places the organism in Eukaryota, Viridiplantae, Streptophyta, Magnoliopsida, Myrtales, Myrtaceae. The record is from RefSeq and is a predicted model, not a curated record.